CCUGUCUAUCUUGCUUCAGGUCGCAGGCAGGCACGAAGGCAGAACUCCCGCAUCUACAACCCACCUCAACCCGUUCAACAGGCAUUUAUCGUCAGUGCCGACUUUCCCGCAGCGACCGAGUCGCUUUCUUUUUUCCACCCUACUUUGUCACAUCAAACUACCGCCAAGAUGGAUUUCAAGAAUCUCGGCAAAAGCUUCACCUCCUUUGGGUCCUCGAUCACCCCUUUCGCUUCCCGUACCUUCCAGUACACCAAGGAGCAGCUUGGCCAGGCCGAGGAUAAGACCCAGCUCCCUCCCGACUACAUUGAUCUCGAGAAGCGCGUCGAUGCCCUCAAGCAGGUGCAUCAGAAGAUGCUGGCUGUGACCUCGCAAUACUCGAACGAGGCCUACGACUACCCGCCCAACAUCAAGGAGACCUUCCAGGAUCUCGGUCGCACCGUCAGCGAGAAGGUCACUCUCCUUUCGUCCGCUGGCUCCCCGGCCGAGGCCCAGGCAGCCCUGACCGCUCCCCCUUCGGCGAAGCCCCAGCCCAAGACCUUCAACCAUGCCAUUGCCAGAGCCAGUCUGUCAAGCAGCCAGGUGCUUCACCAGCAGCAUACCGGAACCGGCGAGGAUCCUUUGGCUACGGCUCUCGAGAAGUAUGCCUUGGCUAUGGAGCGAGUUGGCGAGUCCCGCAUGGCCCAGGAUGCCCAGAUCCAGAGCCGCUUCCUUGCCGGCUGGAACACCACCUUGAACACCAACCUCAAGUUCGCUACCCGCGCCCGCCAGAACGUCGAGAAGUCCCGCUUGACUCUCGAUGCUGCCAAGGCCCGCGCUCACGGCACCACCUGGAAGAUGGGCCCCGGUGCCACUCCCAACGAGGGCCAGCCUCCGGAGCUGAGCCCUGAGGCCCAGGAGGAGAUUGAGAAGGCCGAAGACGACUUUGUCACGCAGACUGAGGAGGCCGUUGGUGUCAUGAAGAAUGUUCUUGAUACCCCUGAGCCCCUUCGCAACCUUGCCGACCUGAUUGCUGCUCAGAUCGAGUACCACAAGAAGGCCUACGAGAUCUUGAGCGAGCUUGCCCCGGUUGUCGAUGGCCUGCAGGUUGAGCAGGAGGUUAGUCGCGCCUCGAACUACGAAGUAUAACGAAGACCGAUCCGUGCUGACGCCCUUUCGCUGCAGGCCAGCUACCGCAAGAGCCGUGAGAACGCCUCUUAAGCGGCUGGAAGUGAGCGCCUAUUUUCUUGAUCGCCACCGCCUCUGCAGUGCUAGCAGCUUCAUCAUACUUAGAUUUGGUUGACGUCUGCCGAGCAGUCAGCA
This is a messenger RNA of Colletotrichum phormii, 1299 nucleotides long. RefSeq names its product bin/amphiphysin/Rvs domain for vesicular trafficking. Lineage: Eukaryota; Fungi; Ascomycota; Sordariomycetes; Glomerellales; Glomerellaceae. The record is from RefSeq and is a predicted model, not a curated record. Bases 169 to 1125 code for a protein of 318 amino acids. Gene Ontology annotation, molecular function: protein binding. The transcript is spliced from 5 exons. Gene Ontology annotation, cellular component: cytoplasm.